AUGACGGUGAAAAACGUUGAGGCAACUGCCAACACGCCGGAGGAGCGGAGGCUUUAUACUCCCUCAGCCCAGGAAAACCGAGAAGGCGGCGACCUUGGGCACCGCAAUACCGAAGACGGAAGUCAAGCUAUUCUAAGUUCUAUCUUGCUUUACAUUAAAGCUGUCAGCCAAGUGAGCUACGGAGGUCGCCGCCUUCUCGGUUUUCCUGGGCUGAGGGAGUAUAAAGCCUCCGCUCCUCCGGCGUGUUGGCAGUUGCCUUUCAACGUCUCAACGCUCAACAUGGUUCGCGCACUGUUCACCGUCAUGGUCCUGGCCCUCGUGGUCGCCUUCGCCGCCGCCGGUCACUUCGGCGGAGGUGGAUUUGGCGGUGGAAAAUUCGGUGGAUUCAGUAGCGGAGGAUUCGGUGGAUUUGGAGGUGGACACAGAGGCUUCGGCGGGGGUUUCGGAGGAUUCAGAGGCGGACACGGAGGAUUCGGAGGCGGACACGGAGGAUUCGGAGGCGGAUUUGGAGGAUUCGGAGGCGGAUUUGGAGGAUUCGGAGGCGGAUUUGGAGGUGGAUUUGGUGGACACUCUGGUGGAUUUGGCGGUGGAAAAUCCGGUGGAUUCAGUGGCGGAGGAUUCGGUGGAUUUGGAGGUGGACACAGAGGCUUCGGCGGGGGUUUCGGAGGAUUCAGAGGCGGACACGGAGGAUUCGGAGGCGGAUUUGGAGGAUUCGGAGGCGGAUUUGGAGGAUAUGGCAGGUAAUCAAGGACUCGUGGUACAUUUUUUAAAUAUUUCAAUAAUAAAUUUGCUAUAAGAAGUUGAUCUUUUAAUCACUAAAUAGUUAUUAUCCCCACAACAGUUAAAA
This is a messenger RNA of Penaeus indicus, 847 nucleotides long. RefSeq names its product ctenidin-1-like. The transcript is spliced from 10 exons. NCBI's taxonomy places the organism in Eukaryota, Metazoa, Arthropoda, Malacostraca, Decapoda, Penaeidae. Bases 1 to 744 code for a protein of 247 amino acids. The record is from RefSeq and is a predicted model, not a curated record.